AUGACAAGGUCAACAAGAAUGACGUAUGCAUUUGCAAGGUAAGAAUAAAUCUUUCACAAGUUCCUUUUUUUGCAUUUCAAUAUGCUUAUAACCCUCCUCCAACUCCUCACCCAAUCAUCUGACCAUCCAACCAUUUUCAUUCCCCUCACAUUCUUCGCCUUAAGUAACACUUCCAUCCAGAGACGGCGGCCUGCCUCUCUCCCAUACAUUUUCCCGCAUCCAUCCUACCCUAAAUCUUCCUCUAAACGCUCUCUACCUCACCGUCAGUCUCGUCGUAAUCUUCGGCUGCAUAUUUCUCGGCUCAGACAGCGCUUUUAACGCCAUUAUCUCGGCUUCGGUCGUUGCCCUCGGUGUCUCAUAA
Molecule: messenger RNA, 361 nt
Organism: Hymenoscyphus albidus
Lineage: Eukaryota; Fungi; Ascomycota; Leotiomycetes; Helotiales; Helotiaceae
Source: the annotation of a GenBank genome assembly